This is a messenger RNA of Rotaria sp. Silwood2, 612 nucleotides long. The record is from the annotation of a GenBank genome assembly. NCBI's taxonomy places the organism in Eukaryota, Metazoa, Rotifera, Eurotatoria, Philodinida, Philodinidae.
AUGUAUGCAAUGUUGAAUCACGAUCAACGUUCAGUAGCAGAUGCAAUUCUUGCACGUCAUGGUAAACAAUCAAUCACCACUGCUGGCUCAUGUUUCUUUAUUGAUGGUCCUGGAGGUACAGGGAAAACCUACCUUUAUAACACCCUGUACCAUUUAUUCAUGGGACAAGGAGUCCACGUUAUGACAGUUGCAUGGACAGGAAUUGCUGCAAGUUUAUUGCCUCAAGGAAGAACUGUACAUAGUCGUUUCAAGCUUCCUGUACCUAUAUUAGAAACAUCUACAUCAAGUAUUCGACCAAACAGUAAGAAAGCUGCUGAGAUUAGAAGGAUUCAAGUUUUUAUCUGGGACGAAGCACCAAUGGCUCCAUGCUAUGCUCUCAAUGCAGUUGAUAUUUUGCUGAGAGAUAUAAUGAACAUCGAUGCACUUUUUGGAGGAAAAAUUAUGAUGCUCGGUGGAGAUUUUCGACAAGUUCUUCCAGUCAUUCGAUUUUCAAACAGAGCCGAUUUAAUUGCAGCAAGUCUCAAAAGUUCCAACCUUUGGCCUUAUUUCAAAGUCAUGCAUCUACACCAGAACAUGAGAACAGGACCAGGUGAAGAAGAGUUCUCAAAGUGA